AUGAAGCAGGAGUCCGGUGUAUCUGCGUCCGCGGAGAGGUCCACACACUGCGGGGACAUGCGGUGGAUCGUGGCCGCUCUAGGUGCACUGUUUGUCGGCUUGAUGCUCUCGGGGUGCUCCGCUGAAGAGGCGUCCUGUCACGGAGCCUACGACCUGUACUUUGUGCUGGACCGGUCGGGGAGUGUGGCCGGAGACUGGGGGGAGAUCUACUUGUUUGUGAGGAAUCUGACCGAUCGAUUUGUGAGCCCCAGAUUGAGAGUUUCCAUUAUCUUAUUCUCGACUCAGGCUCAGGUCCUUCUGCCUCUCACUGGAGACCGUCAUCAGAUCGAGGAUGGUCUGAGACGUCUGCAGAUGGUGCAGCCAGCGGGAGAGACGUAUAUGCAUGAGGGGAUGAAAGAGGCCCGGACGCAGAUCGAAACUCAAAAUAUGAAGUCGUCCAGCAUCAUUUUAGCUCUGACAGAUGGAAAACUUUCAGUGUUCAUCAACGAGCUCACGGUCAAAGAGGCGGACGAGGCGCGCAAGUUCGGGGCUCGUGUUUACUGCGUGGGAGUGAAGGACUUUGACGAGCAGCAGCUUGUCAACAUCGCCGACACCAGAGACCAAGUGUUCCCGGUCAAAGAUGGCUUCCAAGCACUCAAAGGCAUCGUCAACUCGAUAUUGAAGCGGUCGUGCACUGAGAUCCUGAGCGUGGAGCCGUCCAGUGUGUGUGUGAAUCAAUCCUUCGACAUCGUGUUGAGAGGAAACGGCUUCGCUCUGGGCCGCAGCGAGGAAGUGGUCUGCAGCUUCACCCUCAAUGAGGAGACCAUCAGUGAGAAGCCCAGUGUGGUGAGAAAUGACUACCUGCUGUGCCCAGCUCCCAGCCUCUCCCAUGUGGGACAGACGAUGGAUGUUCUGAUCAGCCUGAACAAUGGGAAGUCCUUCAUCUCCAGCCCCUACACUAUCACAGCCUCCACCUGUUCCGACGGCCUGGUGGUGGGGAUCAUCUUCCUGGUCCUCUUCCUCAUCUUGGCCCUGGUCUUCAUGUGGUGGUUCUGGCCCCUGUGCUGCAAAGUGGUCAUCAAGGAUCCUCCUCCGCCACCACCUCCAUCCCGACCUCCUCCACCGGAGCCUGAACCUUUGCCCAAAGGUAAAUGGCCGACAGUUGACGCCUCGUACUAUGGAGGACGAGGAGCAGGAGGCAUUAAACGCAUGGAGGUGCGCUGGGGGGAGAAGGGCUCCACAGAGGAGGGGGCACGGCUGGAGAUGGCCAAGAAUGCUAAGAUCUCCAUUCCUGAGGACGCAGAGGAGCCCAUGGUCCCGAGGCAGAAGCCCAGGCCUGGUCCCGCACCGCAGCAGCACAAGUGGUACACCCCCAUCAAGGGUCGUAUGGAUGCUUUGUGGGCUCUGCUGAGACGACAGUACGACAGAGUGUCACUGAUGCGGCCGACAGGAGCAGACCAGUCAGAGCGGUGUCGUGGGGGGAGUGGGCUGUUUGAUGGCCGACAGCAUGCCCCACGGGUCAUGAAUAUUCAGCGCAGCACCAGGUUACAAGGACUGUACAGGUGUAAAGGAGCCCACUGUCAUACGCAUCUGUUCUGCUCGGGGAAUCGCACCCCCACGCCCCUGUCUGUCUGCCUCCCCUUCAUGUGGAGUUAA
Knipowitschia caucasica is the source of this 1635-nucleotide messenger RNA. Lineage: Eukaryota; Metazoa; Chordata; Actinopteri; Gobiiformes; Gobiidae. The record is from the annotation of a GenBank genome assembly.